Messenger RNA from Lasiosphaeria miniovina, 2055 nucleotides. RefSeq lists its product as uncharacterized. The transcript has 2 exons. The record is from RefSeq and is a predicted model, not a curated record. The coding region runs from base 1 to 2055 and encodes 684 amino acids. NCBI's taxonomy places the organism in Eukaryota, Fungi, Ascomycota, Sordariomycetes, Sordariales, Lasiosphaeriaceae.
AUGGCCAACAAGUCCGUUUCGGCCGCAGCAACUCUCUGGGGAGCGACGCGCAUAGAAGACCGCACCGGCUGGAAAGCUACGUGCAGCAGCAAUGGCACGGACAGCACGACGGGCUGCGACAAAGCAAUCGAUGCUCGCGGAAAAGAGACAGAUUGGAAAAGUGCGAGCAAGCCGGGUGCCGUUCACUGGAUCGUCAUCGAUCUGGCGAAAGAAGUCAACAUACAUAGCCUCGCCGUGACACCGAGCAACAGUUGGGAAGCCGCCGGAGGGUCGGUCCGGAAACAUGGGGUCGAGGUUCGUACACAAACCGGCGACUGGCAGACCGUUGCCUUCGGGGCCUGGAGAAAUGGUAGCAUAGAGACUGCUGCGACGUUUGAGCCUCGCCCAGCCCAGUUCGUGCGUCUUUCGGUGCUGGAUACACACAAAGACGCGGAUUUCGUCGCCAUCAGCGACAUCAACGUCUACACUCUCCCUGCCGUUCCAGCCGCUGUGGCGGGCGGAGGGAGAUGGAACUACACGCUGAAUUUCCCCCUGGUGCCCGUCACGGCCUUCUUGAACCCGAUAACCCACCAGCUGGUGACCCUGGCGUCGUAUGCACCCGACAAGUUUGUCAAGGACACGUACAAGUACACGGUCCUAGCCACGUGGGAUCCACCGAGUGGAAAUAUGACGGAUCAGUUUCUCGGGCAAACGGAGCACGACAUCUUCUGUCCCGGAACGUCGAUGGAUGAGAGAGGCCAGCUCAUCGUCACUGGCGGGUCCACCUCGGACGUGUUCAGCAUCUACAACCCCAGCCCCGGGCGCGGAUGGGAAAAGCCCAAAAACAACAAGGUCGCAGUCUCGCGCGGAUACCAGGGCCAGACAUACCUGUCCGACGGCAGGACCUUCAUGAUCGGGGGAACCUGGUCGGGCGGCAGCCCAGACGAAGACAAGAACGGCGAGAUAUACGAUCCGAACAACGGCGGCGGCUGGACGGAAUUGCCCGGCAUCGCGGCCGACUACAUCAGGAUGAACGCAAGCCAGAGCUGCGACACGCCGCAGACGUCGAAACCCUGCUUCGUGAAUGAGUGGCGGCAACACCACGCGUGGCUAUUCGCCUGGAAGAACGGCAGCGUGUUCCACGCCGGCCCUUCGGCGAGGAUGAACUGGUUCUUGGUGAAGGACUACCCCGGAAGGGUCGAGCUCGGAGGCUACCGGCGAGACGCGGCCAAGGGCUUCGCCGACGGCGACGCCGUGUGCGGCGCCGCCGUCAUGCACGACGCCGCCAACGGCCGCAUCCUCACGGCUGGCGGCGCUCCCAACUACCACUACUGGCACGACCCCAACAACAAGGACCCCAAGGCCGGGCACCGGCGGGAAGCAACCACCAACGUGUUCAGCAUCACGCUCGGCGCGCCCGGCCGCGUCGUGGAGCCGACGCAGCUGGCCUCGAUGAAGCACCAGCGCAUCUUCGCCAACGCAGCCGUGCUGCCCAACGGCGACAUCUUCGUCGUCGGCGGCCAGCGGCAGGGCGAGCCGUUCUACGACGACACCUGGCAGCCGGUCCCCGAGAUCUACACGCCACAGACAAACAGCUGGCGCGACGCGGCGCCGCACUCCACGCCGCGCGUGUACCACUCGUGGGCCAUGCUGCUGCCGGACGCGAGCGUGCUCGUCGGUGGCGGCGGCCUGCAGCGGCCCGAGACGGACCACUACGACGCGCAGAUCUACCAGCCAUCCUAUCUCCUCACGCCCGACGGCAAGGACGCCAUCCCAGACACGCAGCGGCCCGCCAUCAAGGACGACGGUGUGACUGAGUACAAGGUCGGCGACACCCUGUCCAUCGUGACCGACGGCGACGUCGACGACGCGAGCCUGAUCCGCUACAGCGCGGCCACGCACGCGCUGAACAACGACCUGCGGCGCAUCCACUUGACUCUUCAAGGUGUUGGCAGCAAGAACUACACUGCCGCCAUCCCGUCGGACCCGGGCGUCGCGCUGCCGGGGUACUGGAUGCUGUUUGUGCUGCGCAAGGGCGUGCCCAGCCACGCAAAGACCAUCCGCAUCCACACUUGA